Dipodomys spectabilis (banner-tailed kangaroo rat) is the source of this 2830-nucleotide messenger RNA. RefSeq names its product cyclin T1 (gene Ccnt1). NCBI's taxonomy places the organism in Eukaryota, Metazoa, Chordata, Mammalia, Rodentia, Heteromyidae. The coding region runs from base 101 to 2287 and encodes 728 amino acids. Gene Ontology annotation, cellular component: cyclin/CDK positive transcription elongation factor complex; nucleus. Gene Ontology annotation, molecular function: cyclin-dependent protein serine/threonine kinase activator activity. The record is from RefSeq and is a predicted model, not a curated record. Gene Ontology annotation, biological process: regulation of transcription by RNA polymerase II; positive regulation of DNA-templated transcription, elongation. The transcript is spliced from 9 exons.
GUCACGUCGCAGUUGUCUCGGCACAGCGGAUGUGUGUCGCCGCUUAGGUGACGCUGGGAAGCGCUUGCAGCCUUUGCCGCUGCCUUUUGGUUGAAGCACUAUGGAGGGAGAGAGGAAGAACGACAACAAACGGUGGUAUUUUUCUCGAGAGCAGCUGGAAAAUAGCCCAUCCCGUCGUUUUGGCCUGGACUCAGAUAAAGAACUUUCUUAUCGCCAGCAAGCAGCCAAUCUACUCCAGGAGAUGGGACAACGUCUUUUCGUUUCACAAUUGACUAUCAAUACAGCUAUAGUAUAUAUGCAUCGAUUCUACAUGAUCCAGUCUUUUACACAGUUUCCUGGAGAUUCUGUGGCUCCAGCAGCCUUGUUUCUAGCAGCAAAAGUGGAGGAACAGCCCAAAAAAUUGGAGCAUGUUAUCAAGGUAGCUCAUGCUUGUCUCCAUCCCCAGGAAUCACUUCCUGAUACUAGGAGUGAGGCUUACUUGCAGCAAGUUCAAGAUCUAGUGAUUUUGGAAAGCAUAAUUUUGCAGACUUUAGGCUUUGAACUAACAAUCGAUCACCCACAUACACAUGUGGUAAAGUGCACCCAACUAGUUCGAGCAAGCAAGGAUUUAGCACAGACAUCUUACUUCAUGGCAACAAACAGCCUGCAUUUGACCACAUUUAGCCUGCAGUACACACCUCCUGUAGUGGCCUGUGUCUGCAUCCAUCUGGCUUGCAAGUGGUCCAACUGGGAGAUCCCAGUCUCAACUGACGGGAAGCACUGGUGGGAAUAUGUUGACGCCACAGUGACCUUGGAACUUUUAGAUGAAUUGACACAUGAAUUUCUACAAAUUCUGGAGAAAACUCCAAGCAGGCUCAAACGCAUUCGGAACUGGAGGCCAUGCCAAGCUGCUCAGAAAACAAAAGUAGAUGGCCGAGGAGCAGAUACAAACACUUCAGAGCAGACAAUCCUCAACAUGAUUUCCCAGAGCUCUUCAGAUACAACUAUUGCAGGUUUAAUGAGCAUGUCAACAACUUCUACCACAAAUGCAGUGCCUUCUCAUCCAGCUUCUGAGGAAUCAUCAAGCAACUUACCUGGAAUGGAGAUGUUGCAGGGAGAGCGUUGGCUGUCUUCUCAACCUCCUUUUAAACUAGAAUCUUCUCAGGGUCAUCGGACUAGUGAGAAUUUAUCACUUGUAGGAGCUGAUCAUUCCUUGCAAAAGGAUGGUGCAAAUGCAUUUAUUUCCCAGAAAUCGAGUAAUAAGAGUGUGCCGUCAGCUAAAGUGUCACUGAAAGAAUACCGGGCAAAGCAUGCAGAAGAGUUGGCAGCCCAAAAGCGGCAGCUAGAGAACAUGGAGGCUAAUGUGAAGUCACAGUAUGCAUAUGCUGCCCAGAAUCUCCUGUCGCAUCAUGACAGCCAUUCUUCAGUAAUUCUGAAAAUGCCCAUAGAGGGCUCAGAAAACCCUGAACGUCCUUUUCUGGAAAAGUCUGACAAAACAGCUCUCAAAAUGAGACUCCCAGUGGCUGGUGGUGAUAAAACUGGCUCGUCAAAACUAGAGGAGAUAAAGAUGCGCAUUAAAGUCCAUGGUACAGCCGAUAAUAAGCACAAUUCCUUAGAGGACAGUGUCUCCAAGAGCCGUGAGCACAAAGAAAAGCACAAGAUUCAUCCAUCUAACCAUCAUCAUCAUCAUCAUAAUCAUCAUUCACACAAACACUCUCACUCACAGCUGCCAGUUGGUGCUGGGAACAAACGUCCAGGUGAUCAAAAACAUGCCAGUCAGGCAAACACCUUAGCACAUAAAACCUAUAGCUUAUCGAGUUCUUUUUCCUCUUCGAGCUCUACUCGUAAAAGGGGCCCUCCUGAAGAAACUGGAGGGGCAGUAUUUGAUCAUCCAGCCAAGAUUGCCAAGAGCACUAAACCCUCUUCCUUAAAUUUCCCUUUCCCUCCUCUUCCUUCAAUGGCCCAGAUGCCUGGGCAUAGCUCAGACACAAGUGGCCUUUCAUUUUCACAGCCCAGCUGUAAAACUCGAGUUCCUCAUAUGAAACUGGAUAAAGGAGCUAGUGGGGCUAAUGGACACAGCGCAACCCAAGCAAUAGACUAUCAAGAUACUGUGAAUAUGCUUCACUCCCUGCUGAGUGCCCAAGGGGUUCAGCCCACUCAGCCCCCUGCAUUUGAAUUUGUCCAUUCGUAUGGGGAAUAUCUGAAUCCACGCGCUGGUGGAAUCUCCAGAUCUGGCAAUACAGACAAACCUCGGCCACCACCUCUUCCAUCAGAACCUCCUCCACCACUUCCACCCCUUCCUAAGUGAAAAAAAAAGAGGCGGGGGGGAAAGAAACCUGUUUUUAAAAAAACACAUGUUUUUUUUUUUUUAUUGACUACUGAUACUGGAUUAAGAAAAUUACUUACCUUAUGAAAUAUGUCACCCUUCUUGGACUAUGGAAUAAAUUGAUAUUAACACAUAGAUGGGAGGGUGGUGGAGGGCCUCAGUUAUACCUGCUGCCUCUUACAUUCAACUAUUUUAUUAUAGUUUUUACUGGUAUUAAAGAGGUGGGAAUGUGUUGAAGCUGUGAAGGAUUCAGAACACUUUCUGUAUUGGCCUCUCCACCUUUUGAUUAGUUUGAUUGGAAUAGUAAAUCUUCCCUCUUCUUGCUGGAACUGAAAUAUGGAGGGUUUUCUCAAACAAUUGUGGGAUUCUUUUGAUGUUUAAUAUAUCAGAAGAGAGGAAGUAUUUAAACGUCAAAAUCUUUUAAGAGACUUUAAAAAUAAUUUAAAGAAAGUAAGUUAUCUGUUUAGUUUUUUUAUAUAAUCGGGAAGGGGGGUGGGGAUUUUGCUAUGUGUAUGAGAUGCAUAG